AUGGCCACCACCCACAUACAACAGCUCCUUUGCAAGUCAUUAUUUCUGUCAACAACAUCCGACCCCAAGACUGUGGUGACAUUUCACCUUCUCAAAGAAUUCUAUCUGUUGUCAUUUGAAUCAAAGCUGUAUGCAUUGUUUGUGGCCAUUGACGCCAAUUUCCAGCUGAAAUGGAAAGUUGUUUCAAAGGAUAGUGUAGACCCCAGCCUGAGUCGUGGCUGGGGAUAUUUUGUUGAAGAAAGCGCAUACAAGGCUUUUCUAAAUGAUAACUCCAAUAUUGGACAAGAGAAGUCUACAUGUUCAAGCCAUAAUGCGGUAAAUAUGGCCGAUACUAAAUCCAGUCAUGGGCUUGCAGCUACAGGGCUGGGUACCAUUGAUUGCGCUCACCACAACAUGAAGUUACUGACCGCAGUUGGAGAUCUUCAAAAAGGAGAGAAAUACAUCAAUAUGGAUUACCUCUUCUUCUCAACCCUUUGGCAUACUAAUGUGGAUAUCCUAAAUGUUUCGUAUGAUAUAGCAUGCCAGUGGAAUAAGAAUUUAUGGCAACACAUGGCCUCAUCCCCUCCCUCCCUGCAACUGGACUACAGUGCUAAGAAAGUCACCUUCUUUGUUCCCAAAUUUCACCUCCCAGCUCACAUUGAAUCAUGUCAAACAAAAUUCUCAUUCAAUUUUGCGCGAUGGGCGAAUAUCAACCCUGUUGCAUCAAGUACUAAGGAGAUGGGCCCAGGCGCAAGACGAGACACCCUUGAUGAUUUUUUGGGGAUUGGAAUUGGAAGAAAGUCACAGAUCAUGCUUGCAUCUGUGCACCUUGAACUUGCAAAAGAAGAUGCAUCAGAAAUAGAGCUAGGGAGGUUCCACAAAUUGCAUGAAAAUUGUACACCUAGCAUGCUGAUUACCAGCAGCCUAGAACUCGAAGAGCAACAACGACGUCUUCAAGCCGACAAGGUGGGUCUAGGUAUUCAUGCCACUGACAUUCAAGAAGGGAAGGUCAUUCAACAUAUGCAGGAAUUAUACAUGCCAAUGGUCGCAGCCCUACGACUGAGAGACAAGUCUAGUGGUAUCAUCAUCACUCCUGAGUCAUUUGAGCUCUUACUUCCUUCUCAAGCUGGCAGAACAGAUCCUUGCAACCUUAAAUUCCAGAAAAUUGAAUGGAGACUUCAAUAUGCACAAGCUCAUGACACCCUACACUCACUAUGCUCUAACCUACACGCACAGACUGCUAUUCUCAGGUACAAGGACUGCAACCUCCAUGCUCAUAACACACUCAAAGGCAUUGACACAAGAAUUGAGGCAGCAUUGACCCGAUAUCAGGAUGUGCACAGAGCACUGGUGAUUCUGGCUCCCUUCAUCAAGGAGACAGGUUGGCAGCUUACCAGUUUGUUCAUGCACCCUAUCUCAUUGGCACUCCAUCCAGAUAUGCGAAUAGAAUGGUGCAAAGCCAGGGCAUGUGCUAUGCAAUGGAAGGAGGAGCUUGAGCUGUUACAAGAGGAGAUGCGGAGGAUUCUGGCAUUCUUUGACUGGCAAGCCAUGUUUUGGGAUGAGCAUGCAGAUCAGAACUUGCCUGGUAGUCUCACUGAGAGAGAGGGUCAUAUUGCAUAUGCUCGACAUCAAGCAGCCCUGCGUCGGGCAUUGUCGGACAUGUGUCAUUCUAGUUGGGCAGAUACUUGCGUGUUCAUGGACCAUUGCAUGUAA
This is a messenger RNA of Suillus subaureus, 1692 nucleotides long. RefSeq lists its product as uncharacterized. Bases 1 to 1692 code for a protein of 563 amino acids. NCBI's taxonomy places the organism in Eukaryota, Fungi, Basidiomycota, Agaricomycetes, Boletales, Suillaceae. The record is from RefSeq and is a predicted model, not a curated record. The transcript is spliced from 10 exons.